UUAUUUUCCACUCUCUACAUUAGUCAAGUUUUGUGAUGGCUUCUUUAAAAAUUAAUACUAUAGUUUUUUUUAUUUUGCUUGUGAGCUUACUUAUUGUAAGUUCAUCAGCUCAACUUUCAACUAAUUUCUACUCAAAAUCAUGUCCUAAACUUUAUCAAACAGUGAAAUCAACAGUGCAAUCAGCUAUAACAAGGAUGGGUGCUUCGCUUCUUCGACUUUUCUUCCAUGAUUGCUUCGUCAAUGGAUGUGAUGGAUCACUGCUCCUUGAUGACACAUCAAGCUUCACAGGAGAGAAGAGGGCUGCUCCAAAUGUGAAUUCUGUUCGAGGAUUUGAAGUCAUUGACAACAUCAAAUCUGCUGUAGAGAAAGCAUGCCCUGGCGUCGUUUCUUGUGCUGAUAUUUUAGCCAUUACUGCUCGUGAUUCUGUUGUUAUUCUUGGAGGGCCUAAUUGGAAUGUAAAAUUAGGCAGAAGAGAUGCCAGAACAGCAAGUCAAGGUGCUGCCAACAACAGCAUUCCUGCUCCUACAUUUAACCUUAAUCGACUCAUCUCUAGUUUUAGUGCUGUUGGCCUUUCUACUAAGGACAUGGUUGCCUUAUCUGGUGCUCACACAAUUGGAAAAGCAAGAUGCACAACAUUUAGGGCACGUAUAUACAACGAGACCAACAACAUAGACUCAUCAUUUGCAAGAACAAGGCAAAAUAAUUGUCCAAGAAACUCAGGGUCAGGUGACAACAACUUAGCACCACUCGAUCUCCAAACACCUUCAAAAUUCGAUAAUAAUUAUUUCAAGAACUUAAAGAAUAAAAAGGGUCUUCUACAUUCCGAUCAGCAAUUAUUCAAUGGUGGAUCAACUGAUUCAAUCGUAACGUCCUACAACAAUAAUCCUAGUAGUUUCAGCUCUGAUUUUGUUACUGCUAUGAUCAAGAUGGGUGAUAUUCGUCCACUCACUGGAUCUAAUGGAGAAAUUAGGAAGAAUUGUCGAAGGAGAAAUUAAGUCUCGAUUAAUUCGUAUUAAGUGUGUGUGUGUGUUUUAAGUGUGGAAAAUGACUACUUUGAGACGUGUGAUUUUUAUUUUAUUUUACUCUAUAGUUUUUGUCAAAGGUUUCUUUCUUGAUAAUAUGCAGGAUCAAUAUGUAUGUUACCCUGUCAAAGUUUUAAAUUUAUUUCUAAAGCAUUGUAUUUGUAUCAGUAUUGGAAUAUUAUGAGAAACACCCUUUUUGUUA
This is a messenger RNA of Solanum dulcamara, 1224 nucleotides long. Its product is annotated as peroxidase P7-like. The record is from RefSeq and is a predicted model, not a curated record. Lineage: Eukaryota; Viridiplantae; Streptophyta; Magnoliopsida; Solanales; Solanaceae. Gene Ontology annotation, molecular function: heme binding; peroxidase activity. Gene Ontology annotation, biological process: hydrogen peroxide catabolic process; response to oxidative stress.